This is a messenger RNA of Linum trigynum, 1943 nucleotides long. The record is from the annotation of a GenBank genome assembly. NCBI's taxonomy places the organism in Eukaryota, Viridiplantae, Streptophyta, Magnoliopsida, Malpighiales, Linaceae.
UAGCGAGUAUCAUGAAUAUUACUUUCAAAUCAUGUGAUCAAAUCAAAUAAAAUAGGAAUGUUGGUAAACAUAAAAUAUACAAAAUAAAAAGAAAUUUGUUCCUAAAAAAAUGAAAUGAAUCCGACCAAAGGUCGGGUAGAGGCUAGUUUUAUUUAAUUUAAACCCACUCAAAUGUUCCCCAAGCAGGCAGCACAGGUGUGGCCCAAUACCCGUUUGAAGAUGCGGCCCGGUCUGUUGCUCCACUUGGCCUGAAAUAAAUCCAGUCCACUCGACCCGGCCCAACUAGGCAAGUUGUUGUGCGGGCGGCUUAGGGUUCGCGAGAGGCAGAAACACGUCGUCCUCCUUCCUCCGUCGUUUCCUCCCCGUCUUCGUUCCCAGCAGCCCCGUCGGCGGUGAAAUAGUCCUCCCACGGCAGCUAGGAAUCCAGUCUGAUUCCGACCUCGCCUCCUCCUUGGUCGAUACCGCCACGGGGGACGUCGUACUCGUCCUCCGCUCCAGCCUCCUGUCUGUCGUCUCCUCUGGCGACUCACGAGGAGGCUCCUCGUCGCCCUUCGCCUUCUUCUCCCUAUCCUCCAUCAUUCCUGGCGGCGAGCGAGGAAUCUCACCGCCAGCCCUCGAAUUAAUCUCCCCGAUACCCGACGCCACGAACGGCUCAACCUGCCCACUUCGAGACUCCUUCCUUGGCGGUAAUGCUCUCCUCCAUCGGCAAAGUGGAGUCACCUCCACUUUGGUAAUAAAAAAAGUCACCUCUCCACUUUCCCUUGCUCUCAGGCUCAGCUCAAUCUCCCGCCAAAAUUCUCAAAAUCCCCCAGCUUCCAUCCGUUUCUUCACCUGCAAUUCUGCAGAUGUCGAAGUCGAACACAUCUUCUUCGUGGAUCGCCCAAUUCAAACCGGGCGACCGGGUCGAGGUCAGCUGCGACGACCCCGGGUUCCGCGGCUCCUGGUUCGCCGGCACCGUCAUCCGCCGCGAGGCGAAGAACCCUAAUCGCUACGUAGUCGAGUACGACCAGCUCUACGAGGACGAAUCUGGAGAGAAGCUGCUGCAAGAAACCCUCGAUUGGAUCCAAUUGCGUCCACCGCCGCCUCCCGAGAAGAAGAAGAAGAAGGUCCAGUUCAAGUUCGGCGACGAAGUGGAGGCCUUCCACAGCGACGGCUGGUGGGAAGGGGCUAUUACUGCAGAGCACUCCGGCAGGAAAUUCGCGGUGUUCUUCAGAGGCUCAAAGGAGCAGAUCGUGUUUGAAGAGAAAGAUUUGAGGUUGCGGAGGGAGUGGGUUAAAGGGAAGUGGGAGCCGCCAUUCGAGCAGGUUCAGCGGGAGAAAGAGAGGUCGCUAGAGAAAAUUGAAACUAGGCCAAGCAAAGUAGCAAAACGUGAGAGUUCUUCUGUUAGCGAUGCAAAGACACCAGAGAAUAACUCGACGAAUGUUGGAAAAGGGAAGAAGUUGUCUGAGCCAAAGGCAGACUCAAAUUGUCCCAAGGAAGUGAUGAAGUUCACUCAAGGAAUGCAAGUCGAGGUGACAACUGACGACGAUGGUUUCAAAGGCGCUUGGUUUGCUGCAACAAUUAUUGAACCUUCGGGUGAAGACGAGUACCUUAUUGAGUACAAAACCCUGACGAAUGAUGAUGAUACUGAGUUUCUCAGAGAAGACAUUCGUUCUUGCAACAUAAGGCCUUGUCCGGCGGAGACCAUUGUUGUGGAUGGAUUCAAGGUGAUGGAUGAAGUAGAUGCUUACUACAACGAGGGCUGGUGGGUUGGCGUGAUUGCAAAGGUUUUGAUCAACUGCAAGUACGUGGUUUACUUUAAAGAGACUGAUGAGAAGAUAACGUUCAAGCAGGCUGAUUUGAGGCCACAUCAGGACUGGUUGAACGGCAAAUGGGUUGUUCCUUCAGAGUUCAGAUUUCUCUGAAACCCAGAUGCCAGAAACCGAUAAAGAAACAAACUUUUC